Molecule: messenger RNA, 1967 nt
Organism: Blepharisma stoltei
Lineage: Eukaryota; Ciliophora; Heterotrichea; Heterotrichida; Blepharismidae
Source: the annotation of a GenBank genome assembly
AUGGAAGAUCGAGGCCAAAAAGUGGAAUCAAACUCCUUUUUUAUCUCAUCAAUCACAGACAUUCCCGAAUCCAAACUCUCUGUUCUUGGCUAUUAUCAGAUCCGCGCUUAUUCAUGGGAACUUAGUGGAGAACGCAGAAAAUUUGCUGAGGUGUCUUAUCAUUCCAUUUCUGAAGCCGAUAAGGCGUAUAACACCCUCAAUGGCAUUUCUAUUGAUUCUCAGCCUAUUCGUUUUCUUCUCAAACGUGCAGCGACCACUCUGUGGCUUACAGGGCUUCCAGGCAUCGUCUAUAAUCGUGAUCUGUUCACGGGGCUUCAAGAUUUGACCCCAGGUCUGAUUAAUGUCACAAUUCCUCAGAAUCCAGAGUAACCAUUACUUACUCCCCCCCCCCCCCUCCGUGAGCGAACAAAACCAUUAGAAAAAUCGCCAUUUUUUGACCAAAAACCCACCCUCCGUGAGUGAACAAAAAUUUUUUUAAUAGAAAAAAAUUUUAAUGGAAAAAAAUUUUGAUAUAUAAGUGAUAAUUAGUAUAAUGAAAUCUAGAGCUAAUUUCUGUUUAAUUUUAAACAAAUUGCGUUUUAAAACAUAAAUUUUGCAAAUUAAAUUAAUAUUUGCUUCCCAAUUUUUGCAAAUUAGGAUUUUUUUAAAUUUCGAAAAAAAAUUUUUUAUAAAAAAUUUAUAUAUAAAUUUUUUUUAAAAAAAAAAAUUAACCCCCCUCCGUGAGCGAACAAAAUUUUUUUGUUCGCUCACGGAGGGGGGGGGGAGUUAGAGUUCCUGGCAUUUCCUGUCUUGGCAUCGCCGUUCUUACCUACGACACCCACUCACACGCAGAAGAUGCUUUGGCCAUUCUUAAAAACCCUGCUCGUCUUUAUAACCAGAACUACAGAGUAUUCGUCAAUCGCGAUAUCCAAGUGAUGUGGGCUGAGCCUUUUUUCGACCUAAACUCCUACUUAGCAAAAGAAACUCGCAAUGUUUUCGUUUCGAAUUUGCCAGUUAACGCUAGCAUUCGUCUUAUAGAAGAAGAGUUAUCCUGCUUCGGACAAAUAGAACGCAUAAGAAGAUAUUCAUUUUUAAAUAAUUAAUUUUUUUUUAUUUUUUUAAAUUUUUUUUUUUUUAAUUUAUAAGGUAAAGUAUACGCAACCUUUGCCAUCGUCACCAUGAAAACAACCAGCGACGCCAAAGCCCUUAUGAAAUCUAAUGGCUUGCUCGUUGAUGGUAGGAAAUGGAAAAUUUAUCCUGCAGUCCGCAUUAAUGAAGAUCCAUAUGAGCCUGAUCUUUAUCGACAUCUCAAACAUCAAGCCCCUCGCUCUCAUCCAUCUUCGUCUAGCACAAAUGAGCCUGCUUAUGAACUCUCUGUUCUGCAACUUUCUACAGCGGAUCGUCAGCGACUAUAUGAAGUAAUUCAAGCUUCACCAGCUUUUCCUUGCAAUAGGGAGUCAUUUGUGAAAGGACUCAGUGUAGAUUUGCUGAAUAAAGCUAGAAAGUUAUUGCAGCACUCACGGAGACCUAGCGAAACUGUAGCACCUAAAGAUUAUUUGUUGACUCAUGAUAAUAAACUUGUUGCUGGCUACGAACCUAUCAAAAAGCCGAGGUAUUCUGACCCGCCUAGAUUUCCUGAAACACAAAAACGGUUGCCAGAACCAGCUGCGCCUACUCUUAUAGAGCCAAAAUCGUCAAUUAGAUAUGACCAACGGUUUGAUGCACAUGCUUCACGGUUUUCUAAUGACUCCCCAGCGAGAUUUCCUAAUGAGAUAGCUCAUUUUCAGAACGAAAGCAACCCUCCAGCUUAUUUUCCGUAUUCACAGCAGCCGAAUGUGGGAAAUCAGCAGCAUGUUGAUAGAAAUAUGGCACAAAAUCAUCCAAUUUCCCCUGAACAAAUGCAGAAUUUAACUGCUGAGCAAAAGAUGCAUUAUUUCUAUUAUCUCAAUAAUCCUGGCGCCUAUUAUAAUCAGUAUGGGCCGUAUUAG